This is a messenger RNA of Penicillium angulare, 360 nucleotides long. Its product is annotated as lignostilbene dioxygenase. NCBI's taxonomy places the organism in Eukaryota, Fungi, Ascomycota, Eurotiomycetes, Eurotiales, Aspergillaceae. Gene Ontology annotation, biological process: carotene catabolic process. Bases 1 to 360 code for a protein of 119 amino acids. The transcript has a single exon. Gene Ontology annotation, molecular function: carotenoid dioxygenase activity. The record is from RefSeq and is a predicted model, not a curated record.
AUGAAUCCAUCUCUCGGAACUGACUUCCAAGCUCUCGGCCCUCGGCUUGGCGGUGGCUACCCGCUUUACAAUGCGCUUACACACCUUGAUCUUAGCACGAGCAAGAGCGAGGUAUACUUCCCCGGAAAGACUCAUUUGGUUCAGGAGCCCGUGUUUAUUCCUAGGGCGGGCUCUGAUAUGGAGGGUGAUGGCUACCUGCUGGCGUUGAUCAACAACUACGAUUCUAUGAGCAGUGAGUUGCAUCUUCUUGAUCUUCAUGAUUUUGAAAAGGCUCGGGCAAUCAUAAAAUUGCCAGUACGGCUCCGCCAAGGCCUCCAUGGCAACUGGGUCGAUAGCAGCGAUAUGCUCCAGACGCAUUAA